GCCAAAGUCCCGCCUCACAAGUAAGUCUCCUCCGGCCGGGACUUGAGACUAUAAAAUGAAGGAAACAGUCAGUACUGAGUUCGAGUUUGAUUUCGAACUAAUCUGACAUUUUAAAGCAGGUGAAAUGCUCUGAUCGCUGCACACCCAGUGAGACGUCGCUGUCGCCUGUCAGUUUCCUCUCAAUUCCAAGCACCAAGCUUUCACCCGGGCUGCACGGAGCUCACCAUGGCUGGAGACGGCUCCGACCAGCGGGCGCUGCAGUAUGAACAAACUCUGAUGUAUGGGCGCUACACCCAGGAGCUGGGGGUGUUCGCCAAAGAAGAAGCAGCUCGACUGAGGGAGAGUGGGCAGAGGCGUUCGGUCAGUGAGCGAAGCCGAAAAUUGGACCUGCUGGAAUAUGACAAAGGACGCUGUGCUAAGUGUCGCAGGUCAGGGUAUCCAUAUGUUCUAGAAGCACCACCCCAGGACUUUAUCUCUGUUUGCACUGUUCGCUGCCAGAAGUUCCUGAUCUCGCGGGUCGGGGAGGACUGGAUCUUCCUUAUCCUGCUGGGACUCGUCAUGGCGUUGGUCAGCUGGGUGGUGGACUUCUGCAUUGCCAUCUGCCUUCAAGCACAGAAGUGGAUGUAUGGUGGCCUGGACAGUAAUGUUUUCCUGCAGUACCUGGCCUGGGUCACAUAUCCUGUAGUACUCAUCACCUUCUCAGCUGGCUUCACUCAGAUUCUUGCUCCGCAGGCUGUUGGUUCAGGUAUUCCGGAGAUGAAGACCAUCUUGCGGGGAGUUGUACUGAAGGAGUACCUCACCUUCAAAACGUUUGUGGCUAAAGUCAUCGGCCUAACCUGCGCCUUGGGCAGUGGAAUGCCGCUGGGCAAGGAGGGUCCGUUUGUCCACAUUGCCAGUUUAUGUGCAGCUCUCCUCAGCAAGUUCAUGUCUCUAUUUGGAGGAAUUUAUGAGAACGAGUCAAGGAACAUUGAGAUGCUAGCCGCAGCUUGUGCAGUGGGAGUUGGUUGCUGUUUUGCAGCCCCGAUAGGAGGUGUUUUGUUCAGUAUUGAAGUAACUUCCACAUUCUUUGCGGUGAGGAACUAUUGGAGAGGUUUCUUUGCUGCGACCUUUAGUGCCUUCAUCUUCAGGGUGCUUGCUGUUUGGAACAGAGACGAAGAGACAAUUACAGCCCUGUUUAAAACUCGCUUCCGACUAGAUUUCCCAUUUGACCUCCAGGAGUUGCCUGCUUUUGCUGUCAUUGGCAUUGCCAGUGGUUUUGGCGGAGCUUUGUUUGUGUACCUAAAUCGACUUAUUGUCCAGUUCAUCAGAAAUCAAAAGGCCAUCAACAGAUUCCUCAUGAAAAAGCGUCUUCUGUAUCCGGCACUGAUAACUCUGCUAGUUUCCACAUUAACGUUUCCACCUGGCUUUGGGCAGUUCAUGGCUGGCAAGCUCACCCAGAAGGAAUCACUUGUGACUUUGCUUGACAACCGCACUUGGGCCAAACAGGGCAUUGCUGAAGAGUUUGACUUCAUGGGACACUCCCAGGCCUGGCAACAUCCGCAGGUCAAUGUAUUUGUCACACUGGUCCUCUUCAUUGUCAUGAAGUUCUGGAUGUCUGCCCUGGCCACAACUAUUCCAGUACCCUGUGGGGCCUUCAUGCCAGUAUUUGUUAUAGGAGCAGCAUUUGGUCGUCUGGUGGGAGAAAGCAUGGCGGCCUGGUUCCCAGAUGGCAUUAACACAGAUGGCACCAUCUACCCCAUUGUGCCAGGAGGUUACGCUGUUGUUGGUGCGGCAGCAUUGUCAGGGGCGGUGACCCAUACAGUUUCCACUGCAGUGAUUGUGUUUGAGCUGACUGGGCAGAUCUCUCACAUCCUGCCCGUGAUGAUAGCAGUGAUCCUCGCCAAUGCUGUGGCACAAUCGCUGCAGCCCUCCCUCUACGACUCAAUCAUCCGUAUCAAGAAGCUGCCCUAUCUCCCAGAGCUGGGAUGGGGACACCAUGAGAAGUACAAUAUUCGUGUGGAGGACAUCAUGGUGAGGGACGUGCGCUAUAUCACACUCAGUUGCUGCUACAGAGACCUGCAUAAUGUCCUCCUGACGGGUCAGCUCAAAACUCUGGCGCUGGUGGAAUCAGCUGCCUCUAUGAUUCUCUUGGGCUCCAUUGAGCGUGCUCAGCUCCAGGCGCUGCUCUCCCUGCAGCUAGGACGCUCUCGCCGCCUGGAGUUCAUCAGAGAGCGGGCAGCAGCAGAGAAGAAGCGUCAGUCUGUUGUCUCUAAUUCUGACAAUGAAGAUAACCUCCACAGAGCGAGUCAGGAGGUCCGCUUCCAGAUCUCUACUGAAGAAUCAACAAUCAGCCCGACUCGUCCAGUUGCUCUCAAGCCUCUGAAACCUGCUCUAAAAAGACCCUCUGCAGUAGAGCGGCCAAUUGAUAUCCCUAUUGGCUCACAGAAUCAUUCAAACAACUCUAGCCUAAAGAACUUGUUUUGCGCCAGUCCAGAUGCAGAACUCAUGGAGGACGAUGAUGUGGAAGAUGACAUGACACUCAGAGAGAUUGCAGAUUGGGAGGAGAUGCAGCUCGAUGAGCAGGUCAACUUUAACAACUGCAAGAUUGAUCCUGCCCCAUUCCAGCUCGUGGAACGCACAUCACUGCAUAAGACGCACACGAUUUUCUCCCUGCUGGGCUUGGACCACGCCUAUGUCACAAGUAUUGGACGUCUCAUUGGGGUUGUUUCCCUUAAAGAGCUUCGCAAAGCAAUCGAGGGCUCUGUGACGGUGAAAGGCGUGAAGGUGCGCCCACCUCUGGCCAGUUUCCGGGAGAGCGGCACCAGCAGCAGUGAAAACGAGGCCACUGAGCUCCACAAGCUGUGGGACCGUCAAAAGAGCAUCACGUCGCUGCCCGGUGAACGCACCCCAUCAGAGUCUGACGAAAAGUCCCAGUGAUGCCCAUAAAUAGCUGAAAGAACCAUCAAACUUGAACGUGCUAAGGUCCGUAAUCGCCAAAUUCCUCAAGGCUUCGGAUCAAUAUUUAAUAGUGGAAAGUGUUCUACUGCUCUGCCGAUCUCUUCUUCUCAUAUUGUCUUUUGUGUUGCCAUAAACUCUUGAGAAAACCUGCAGGCUCCAUUGCAGACACUCCACAGGAGAGCAGAACACAUGACGACCUGAUCACCGCUCUGCACAUAGUGAAGUCUUUUAAAGAAGAAGAAAAAAAAAAAGGAUCUCCUUACUCAGACAUUGUGUAGUUCAUGUUGCUCAUAUUAUCCGACAAUAGUCAACCAGUCUUCCAUUUUGUCCUCCGUUGUCUGUACCGUAAGAGAGGUGAUUGCGCAAUGUGACUGCACUGUAUUUUUUUUUCUAUUUCCUCAUGAAUGUGGUUUUAAUAGGCACUAUUUUUUUCUCGCCGGAGAGGUUUGUCUUCUUACCGCUCCGAGAUUAUGGACGACGCAAGCAGGCAUGCCCAAUGGCCUGUAGCCAUUUGAAUAAUGUACACUCCUUAGCCACAGACAUAUGGUACGCACAAAUAUGGCAGUGGCAACACUCAAGGUUUUCUGCUUAUCUAAAUAUAGCUCUUACCAAUCAGAGAAGGUUGAGAGGACGGUAAUGGAAGGAAGGACUGACGCAAGGGAGGGAAAGAACAAGUAGCAGGCAGGAAAUGGAUGACGGUAAGAAGCAAGUUAUCAUUACCCAACCUGCUGCUUCAGGCCUCAUCAAUCCGUCUUUGAGCACCAUAUUUUCUAACGUCCAUUACUGUUCGAAUCCCCAUAGCUAUUUAAUGCAUUAAUCCAGGGACCUGCACAUUACCCGAGGAUAAAUAAAGAGCAGAAUCAGUUUGAUGAAUGCAAUCAUGGUUGAAGCACUAAAUGAAAUCAAGUAUUAUUAGUUCUAAGAUGGGUAUUUCACCUUUCUCUAAAUUAUCUCAGCAAAGUUGACUGGUGGAACUUGAGCCAUCAUAGUUUUAAUGACAGCAUGGUCAGCAAUGAGGCUGACGUGACAGACAAUAACUCAUGUGUAUUUAAUAUUUAAUGUGGGCUCGAUGGAAAGCUCUGAUGGGAAUAAUAUCCACAUCUGAGCCCGCAGAAAUGUUGCUACCGUUUUGUGCUUGUUGUGUAAUCAUGGCGGCCACUAACAGAAAAAUACAGUCGACAUUGUUUUCUAAUGAGAUCAAAUUCACGUUUUCGACUUGCACACACCUCCCAUCCAAUGAGCUUUACUUCUAGUCUGAUGUUUUUAAAGGAGGUGAGGAUUGUGAUCAUAACAUUUUUUAUACCACAUCAUGACUCCAACAUAAAAUCAUAAUUUAAUGUCUUAACCAAUCAUUAAUAUUCAAUUAUUCUCAUUCUAAGAGAUUUGGAUUUUUAUAUUAAAUUGUGGAUGAUUGUUAUUAUUCUGCUGUCUUAUGGUGUAUUGUCCGAAACAUUUCAACUUUUUAGGAGAGGAAAUGGGGCCAACAAGAUGGCGGCCCCCCACGCACUAUCGUUUAAUAUUCAUGAUGUCAAGAGAAACUCAUGUCAACGGGACCAACGUGUGUGUGCUUGUGUGUUGGUGCUCUUCUUUACAUCAUAACAAUUGGCUCUAGACGUGAUCGAAACUUGUCCAAAGGUUGCGCCAUAGCAACCAGUGCCUCACCAGCCUAUCACAAGAACUAAACCAGAUCCUUCUUAUAUUUCGUGCUUCUUCAUGCAUCAAUGCAUCAUAUCGUGCUUUGUCAGCCUUACCGUCAUAAACAUUUAACAACUAUUCAUUUCAUCGGACACCAUACAGAAGAAUCCAGAGGUAGAUGCGUAUUUAUUUGUCUGGAGUGAUCAGUGCUUUGGGAUUGUUUUUUUUGUUUGUUUCCUUUUCAUAUGGUUGAUCUUCAUGUAGAUAAUCAAAUUGUGCAAUAACAGUUAUUCAUCUCACGUCACCCUUUUAGAUUGUUGACAUGAAUGCAAAGAUAACCCUAUUUUUGUAAAGAAAACUUUCAAAAAAAAACUUAAAAGAUUCAUGUUUAUUAGAAGUAAGCUCCAUUUGGUUGUGUCAAUGUUUGAUUUAUAACUGGAAAGUGAAGUUUUCCCCCCAAACCUUUAAUAACCACUCUAACAAUAUGACUCAAAUCAACUGUUCCUUGAGCUGUCAAGGGAAAGGCACACAUUUUAGAUUAGUUUAAAGCAUCUGGCCUAAGACGUAUGUCCAUGUUUAUUAACUUUGGGAAACCUUCCCUGUCUGGUUUCAUACUGGAGAGCUUCUGGUGAUUUAUGUUGCAUGGAUGCUAGUUGAUAUACUCACACAGUGAUGCAGCGUUUUUAUCAAGGUUCAUUCAUAAAUUAAAGUGGACCUUGAUUUCAAACCGACCAUCAUUUUUUGAGGAAUCCAUUUUUUAGGGCUCUUUGGGGGAAUACGUACUGUAGGGCCAAACCAGAGAGAGCGGAGCAAUGUCAAGAGAUAUUUUUCACAAUGAAAAAUGCGUAACUUUUGUAUAUCAGGGAUGAAUAAAUGAGAUUUUAACAUGCAA
Molecule: messenger RNA, 5464 nt
Organism: Syngnathus typhle (broad-nosed pipefish)
Lineage: Eukaryota; Metazoa; Chordata; Actinopteri; Syngnathiformes; Syngnathidae
Gene: clcn2c
Product: chloride channel 2c
Exons: 24
Coding region: 226-2916 (896 amino acids)
Biological process (GO): chloride transport; transmembrane transport
Cellular component (GO): membrane
Molecular function (GO): voltage-gated chloride channel activity
Source: RefSeq, a predicted model, not a curated record